Drosophila guanche is the source of this 633-nucleotide messenger RNA. RefSeq names its product cuticular protein 47Eg (gene Cpr47Eg). The record is from RefSeq and is a predicted model, not a curated record. Gene Ontology annotation, molecular function: structural constituent of chitin-based larval cuticle. Gene Ontology annotation, cellular component: chitin-based extracellular matrix. NCBI's taxonomy places the organism in Eukaryota, Metazoa, Arthropoda, Insecta, Diptera, Drosophilidae. The transcript has 2 exons. The coding region runs from base 242 to 595 and encodes 117 amino acids.
AACAUGGUUAAUGUCUCCGUCGCAGACACAUCUUCCGCCUGUUUGGGGUCUCGUUAUGAAUUUCGGUGUGAUCUGUGGACAAGCUGAAAACGUGUAUUUCUGAUUAUCAUAUGCAUAAUUAGUGGAAUUUAAAGUCCUCUACGUCAGACGACCCGAACUUGGGCUUAUCGCAGCAUAUAAAAAGAUGCCAGAAGUUCCAUUUUGAUAUCAGUAAGUCUAUUCAAGUCUUCGAACAAACAACAUGAAGUUCAUCAUUGCUUUCGCCUGCCUGCUGGCUGUGGCCUGCGCCAACGAGGAUGCCGGUGUGCUCCGUAAUGAUGCGGAAGUGAACGUUGAUAGCUUCAAGUACGCUCUGAAGCUCGACAACUCCGUGGAUGUUGAGCAGCAGGGUGAGCAAAAUGGUGAUACUUGGGUUGUCAAGGGACAGCAGGCCUGGACAUCUCCCGAGGGUGUGCCAGUGUCCAUUCAGUACGUUGCUGACCAGAACGGAUACCAGGUUCUCGCUGCCAACCCCCCUCUGCCCACCUCUCCCCCAAUCCCAGAGGCCAUCCAGCGCUCCCUGGAAUGGAUCGCAGCCCACCCCUCUAAGGAAUAAGUCAUGUUUACCAAAAAAUAAAAGCAGUUAAAAGUUUA